Molecule: messenger RNA, 713 nt
Organism: Nicotiana attenuata
Lineage: Eukaryota; Viridiplantae; Streptophyta; Magnoliopsida; Solanales; Solanaceae
Product: multifunctional methyltransferase subunit TRM112-like protein At1g22270
Exons: 2
Coding region: 147-515 (122 amino acids)
Biological process (GO): tRNA methylation; rRNA (guanine-N7)-methylation; peptidyl-glutamine methylation
Molecular function (GO): protein heterodimerization activity
Source: RefSeq, a predicted model, not a curated record
GCCCAGCCCUAGACUUCUCUUUUUGCCAUGCCACGAAAUGCUGUAGUAAAAUUACAACUGAUAGAGCAGAAGUAGGAGAGACAACUGCGAACACAAUUUCCAGCGGCGACCCAACAGCGUGCGGCCUAUUUCGUUCCUACUUCCAAAUGAGGCUAUUAACUCACAACAUGUUAUCAUCCAACAUCAAGGGAGUCGCAAAUGGAUUCCCGCUGAAGAUCGAGGUUGAGAAAGUGGUACAGAAGGAGGUCGAUUUCAACAUCGACUUCCUCAAGAACAUGUUUUAUAAGGUUGAAUGGAAGGCAUUGGCGGAAGCUUCUAGAACCAUGGGCUAUGCCGAGCUGCCUGAAAACGCUGAUGCGGCUAUGCUCGAGUCUGAUGAUUUUCUUCAUAAGUUCCACCAUGCCCUUCUUGAGCUUCAUCUUGAAGAGGGUGCCUUGGUUUGUCCCGAGACUGGCCGCAAAUUUCCUGUCACUAAAGGUAUUCCCAAUAUGCUCCUUCAUGAAGAUGAGGUUUGAUUUUUAUUUCUCUUUUUGGGUAUUGAUGUGUUUUGCUUUGGAAAUGGGGGCUAGGGUUUUUGAUACUAGGGUUUAAGGUACUGGUUUGGACGACUUAUAGUUCACCAUUUUGAUUGUAAUGUGAUAUCCUUGUUGAUAUUAUGGAGUGAUUAUCAGAACUUCUUUGUUCGGAAAUUAUUGAACGUUCAGUUUCCUAUC